This is a messenger RNA of Hyaena hyaena (striped hyena), 846 nucleotides long. It is a transcript of the gene CUNH4orf51, whose product is annotated as chromosome unknown C4orf51 homolog. Lineage: Eukaryota; Metazoa; Chordata; Mammalia; Carnivora; Hyaenidae. The coding region runs from base 204 to 578 and encodes 124 amino acids. The transcript is spliced from 8 exons. The record is from RefSeq and is a predicted model, not a curated record.
CAGCCACGAGGAGCAGCCCUCUCACCUCCCAAGAGUUCGAUCUGAUCAGACGCAAGGCUGGCAUAGCUUGGCAGAAAGAAGCAAGGUGGUCAGAGCGUUCUGUGACAACAUAUGAAGGCAGUUACCGGAAAAAACAACUGGAUGAGCCCACACGCAGUCGAUUUUCUCUUAAAGCAGGACAGCAUUGGCCUGAGUGUAACCAGAUGUCAUCACCAAAUGGCUCUGCCUUCAGUUCCACACUGUCUAAGGCUGGUCCCCGAGAGUCUAUAGAUGCUAAGGGACUAUUACCUCAUAUAACCAAUUCUUUCAAAAAUUCACAAGAUAUCAAGCACAGUGUGGCGCACCAAAUUCUGUUUAGUGAUUUUUCUCCAGCACCUCCAAAUUAUGAAAAAUCACGUAUGAGAACUAAAAAGCCAGCACCUAAGAAUCUGAUGAUCUACAAUCGACUAAAGAAUGACUUUCUGAGGCGUUUUCAGAACCGGGGUAAUUCUACCAGCAAGAUUGGCUCGUCUGAAGACUCAGAAAGUGAUCAGUACUCCGUUUACACUCUGGGAGGAUCGUUGUCGUCACUUAACUGAGUCAGAAAACCCAGUCCCAGAGCUGGAGGCCUGCAGCUUCCUUUAGUUAUCGCCUACUUUGAGACCCAGCUAUCAAGAAUUAUCUAUAGAUCUGCUGCCUCAUAAAGAAGAGGUCUUGGUUGAUAACUUGAGACUAUUCAGAGCCUGGAUAGGGGAAGACUGCGUACCUCCAGUCACCACACUUGACUUACCCCAGGGACUGCUCUAUGGAUAUCUGCUUUGUUACUUAAUGGUAGCUAUUCGCAAAAUAAACCUUUUUUUGUUUUGA